Rubroshorea leprosula is the source of this 1229-nucleotide messenger RNA. The record is from the annotation of a GenBank genome assembly. NCBI's taxonomy places the organism in Eukaryota, Viridiplantae, Streptophyta, Magnoliopsida, Malvales, Dipterocarpaceae.
AUUUCAGUGUCCUUAGAAAUUUCUGAAUAUCUAUUGAAUUGUUCUUCUGUUCAUUGUUUUGUUCGCUUGAUCGAGGAGAUAUCCGGAAUGGAAGCACAGAAAAGUCAGCAAAAGUCACCUGCGACUGCCCCAACUCCUGCCGAGACUUCAUGCCGGAAGAAGAAGAAUGAACAGGCUACAUUCUUGGAGGACUUGAAGGAUCAUAUCGAUGAGUUCAUUCAUGCAUCGAUGGAUGAACACAAGACUUGCUUCAAGAAGACCAUCCAGAAGAUGUUUGGAAUGUCAAAGGCUGUUGCAGAAAAGCAUGCUGAGGCUAAUAAUGGAGUUGAAGUUUCUCUUCCCCUUCAAGCAACCGUCUCAAAGUAGUAGCCUAUUUUCCCUGUAAAGCUUGGUGUCCGCUUUUAGAUCUAUAUGUGUUUCACCUUGUUCAGACUUUCAAAUUCUAGUAUAAUUUCUUACAUUUGUGGUAAUGAAAAUCAUUUUCCUCUAGUUUUGGAGUGAUACGUAUUUGCACUUGGUUUGGAAUUAUAAAUUCUAGCCUUUUUUUUUUUUCUUUUUCUAUUUCUGUAACUCUGUCAUUUCAAUUCCAAUUUACUUGGUAUGCAUGACAAAUUUUGUGCAAAGAAUGUAAGACAAUGCUGUUGUGCUGUUACUUCGUUCCCUUUUAGUAUAAGAACUCUUUUAUUUGAUUGGAACAGCGAGUAGAGCCAUGAUUUGCACAGAGAUUUUGCUGAAUAUCUCUAUUGAGGAAACAAAAACCUAGUUGACAACUAAACAUCUAAGCGACAAGGGCCAUUCUGUGGUUGAACAGUUAGAUCAAUUUUCUACAGACAGCAACUGCAUAGGUUUUUUAGUAGGGACUGUGUGGUGCUAGUGAUGUAUGGUUGGAUGGAAUUGGACUUGAAAAUUUGAGAAAGAAAAAAAUUAGGAUAUAUAUAGAUAUAUUCUUCAACAACAGAAUUUCUUACACCAUAAAACAUGUGAGGAAGUAAGUGACAAUUUCUAUGUCUCUUCCUCUAUAUGUUUAAUAAUAAAUGCAUUUAAUUGUCAAAAGAAAUAGAGAGAUCAUAACUGGAAAUGAGAAGAGAAGAUAGAAACACUAGUACUGGAUUCUUCUCGUACAUACUACUAUUUAUAAGAUGACUAUAUCUGAUAUUUGAAGCUGGGGUAAUGGAUCUUUAUUGCAGGUGACCUGACAGGGCAAGCCUUGAGUUCAAUGGAGCCCUAGA